AUGUGCACAGACGGGCCGUCACCUGGCCACGUUUACCCCCCCCCCGUGCGAGUGUCAUCACCUGUCAUCACCCCUCGCUACCUGGUCUCUGGUCUUCCCAGGUCUCUGCCUUCCCUCCCGCCCUCGCCUGCCCCGCCCUGCAUUCCUUGCGUCGAGGGGCGGCAGCGCGCCACUCCUCACUCCUCCUCGUUUCCCCCGAUAGAUGCUCCCCUGCAGACUCUCCACCUGGACGUGUGGGGCCCAGCCCGCGUCCAGGGACAGGGCCGCGAGCGGUACUUUCUGCUGGUUGUCGUUUUCUACUCGCGUUACACAACGGUCUUCUCCUUGCGCAGCAAAGCUGAAGUCCCUCCUGUUUUGAUUCUUGUGCGUCUCGAGCUCCACGAGCGGUUCGACACGGACCUUCCCGUCCUGCGUCUGCACUCUGACAGAGGUGGUGAGUUCUCCUCUGACCUCUUGCGGGACUUUUGUCAGGGGGAGGGCAUCCUCCAGUCGUUCACGCUUCCGGCCUCUCCGCAGCAGAAUGGGGUUGCUGAGCGCCACAUUGGCUUAGUCAUGGAGGUUGCUCGUACCUCCAUGAUCCAUGCGCCGGCUCCCCAUUUUCUGUGGCCGUUUGCGGUCCGGUACGCUGCGCAUCAGCUCAACCUCUGGCCCCGUGUCUCCUUGCCGGAGACCUCGCCCACAUUGCGUUGGACGGGGGAGGUUGGCGAUGCAUCGCGCUUCCGGUUUUACCACCCCAUGUCGCGUCGGGUGUUCGCCUCUCAAGACGUUACGUUUGACGAGUCGGUUCCCUUUUACCGUCUCUUUCCCUACCGCACUGCCCCUCUCCCCCCCCCGCCGCUCUUCCUCGCUCCAGGUGUGUCUCAGGUAGACCCGCCUCCCUUGCCUGAGCCUGUCGAGGUCACUGGUGACUCAGGUGCCGCUGAGGGUGGUGCUGCUCGGGUUGUUGCGUCUGGGGGUGUUGAGCCUGCGGGUAUGGAGCCUGAGCGUGUAGAGCCUGGGGGUGUUGUGCCUAGGGGUGCUGAGCCUGGGGGUGCUACGCCAGAGCGGGAGGAGCCUAGGGGUGCUGAGCCUACGGGUGCUACUUCUGGGGGUGCUGAGCCUGGUGGUGCUACGUCUACCGGCGGUCUUCCGGGUUCCUCGCCGCGGUGGUCUCCCCAGCGAGGGCCUCUCUCACCACAGCAGCUGCGCGAGUGGUUGGCUCAGUGCGCCCGCCUUUGGAGUGGUACUACUGGUCCUGGUGAGGCUGGACCUGGAGGCCCUGGAGCUGGAGGUUCUGGAGCUGGAGGUACUGGAGCUGGAGGUGCUGCACCUGGUGGUAUGGAGCUACUAGUCCUGGAGCGCUACCGCCUUCCGCGUGGAGCUGCUGGAGCUGGAGGACCUAAAGCUACUAGUACCGCAGGAGCUGGCACUGCUGGUCCCGGAGGUGCUCGUACUGGGGGUACUGGAGCUGCCGGGGCUGGUGGUGCUGCUGGUGCUGGAGGUGCUGGUGGUGCUGGCACUGCUGGUCCCGGAGGUGCUCGUACUGGAGGUACUGGAGCUGCCGGGGCUGGUGGUGCUGCUGGUGCUGGAGGUGCUGGUGGUGCUGGCACUGCUGGUCCCGGAGGUGCUCGUACUGGGGGUACUGGAGCUGCCGGGGCUGGUGGUGCUGGUGGUGCUGGAGGUGCUGGUUAUGCUGGCACUGCUCGUCCCGGAGGUGCUCGUACUGGAGGUGCUGGAGCUGCCGGAGCUGGUGGUGCUGCUGGUGCUGGUGGUGCUGGCACUGCUGGUCCCGGAGGUGCUCGUACUGGAGGUACUGGAGCUGCCGGAGCUGGUGGUGCUGCUGGUGCUGGAGGUGCUGGUGGUGCUGGCACUGCUAGUCCCGGAGCCGCUGUACCUCAUCUCGUGGCCAUGCUGCUUGCUCCUGAGGGAGACCCGGAUGCACUGGACAUCCCGACCCCGCGCUCUUACGUAGAGGCGAUUUCGGGUCAGUACUUUUCUCAGUGGCAGACAGCCAUGGACGCAGAGAUGGCAUCCUGGAAGUCCACAGGCACUUACGUCGACGAGGUUCCCCCUCCUGGGGCGAACAUCGUCGAUGACAUGUGGAUUUUCAGGGUGAAGCGGCCGCCAGGUUCUCCGCCUGUCUUCAAGGCUCGUUACGUUGCACGAGGCUUCAGUCAGCGACAGGGAGUUGACUUCUUCCAGACCUUCUCCCCUACCCCGAAGAUGACCACUCUUCGGGUGCUGCUGCACGUUGCCGCUUAG
Closterium sp. Yama58-4 is the source of this 2241-nucleotide messenger RNA. The record is from the annotation of a GenBank genome assembly. Lineage: Eukaryota; Viridiplantae; Streptophyta; Zygnematophyceae; Desmidiales; Closteriaceae.